This is a messenger RNA of Orycteropus afer afer, 1455 nucleotides long. It is a transcript of the gene KMO, whose product is annotated as kynurenine 3-monooxygenase. Lineage: Eukaryota; Metazoa; Chordata; Mammalia; Tubulidentata; Orycteropodidae. Gene Ontology annotation, cellular component: mitochondrial outer membrane. Gene Ontology annotation, molecular function: kynurenine 3-monooxygenase activity; FAD binding; NAD(P)H oxidase H2O2-forming activity. The record is from RefSeq and is a predicted model, not a curated record. Gene Ontology annotation, biological process: L-tryptophan catabolic process; NAD+ metabolic process; quinolinate biosynthetic process.
AUGAAAAACACUUCUGCAGUUAUGGAUUCAUCUGACGUUCAAAGGAAAAAAAUAGCUGUCAUUGGUGGUGGCUUGGUUGGAUCAUUAAAUGCAUGCUUCCUUGCAAAGAGGAAUUUCCAAGUUGACGUAUAUGAAGCUAGGGAAGACAUCCGGGUGGCUAAAUUUAUACGUGGAAGGAGCAUUAACUUGGCCCUUUCUUAUAGAGGACGACAAGCCUUGAAAGCUAUUGGCCUGGAAGAUCAGAUUGUAUCCCAAGGUAUUCCCAUGAAAGCAAGAAUGAUUCAUUCUCUUUCAGGAAAAAAGACUGCAAUUCCCUAUGGGACAAAGUCUCAGUAUAUUCUUUCUAUAAGCAGAGAAAAUCUAAACAAGGAUCUAUUGACUGCUGUUGAGAAAUACCCCAAUGCAAAGGUGCACUUUGGCCACAGGUUGUUGAAAUGUAACCCUGGAGAAAGAACAAUCACAGUGCUUGGAUCUGACAAUGUUCCUAAAGACAUCACUUGUGACCUCAUUGUAGGAUGUGAUGGCGCCUACUCAACUGUCAGAAGCUACCUCAUGAAGAAACCCCGCUUUGAUUAUAGUCAGCAAUAUAUUCCUCAUGGGUACAUGGAGUUGACUAUACCACCUAAGAAUGGAGAUCAUGCCAUGGAACCUAAUUAUCUGCAUAUUUGGCCUAGAAAUACCUUUAUGAUGAUUGCACUUCCUAAUACGAACAAAUCUUUCACGUGUACUUUGUUCAUGCCAUUUGAGGAGUUUGAAAAACUUCUAACCGGUAGUGAUGUGCUGGACUUCUUCCAAAAAUACUUUCUGGAUUCCAUCCCUCUAAUUGGAGAGCAAGCCCUGACACAAGAUUUCUUCCUGUUGCCACCUCAGCCCAUGAUAUCCAUAAAGUGUUCUUCUUUUCACUUAAAAUCACACUGUGUGCUGAUGGGAGAUGCAGGUCAUGCCAUAGUGCCAUUUUUUGGACAAGGAAUGAAUGCGGGCUUUGAAGACUGCUUGGUGUUUGAUGAGUUAAUGGAUAAAUUCAAUAAUGACUUCAGUAUGUGUCUUCCUGAAUUCUCAAGAUUUAGAAUUCCAGAUGACCAUGCAAUUUCAGACCUAUCCAUGUACAAUUACAUAGAGAUGCGAGCACACGUCAAUUCAAGGUGGUUCAUCUUCCAAAAGAACUUAGAGAGAUGUCUUCAUGCUAUUAUGCCAUCUACUUUUAUUCCUCUCUAUACAAUGGUCACAUUUUCCAGAAUAAGAUACCAUGAAGCAGUACUGAGGUGGCAUUGGCAAAAAAAGGUAAUAAACAAAGGACUUUUUUUCUUCGGAACACUGAUAGCCAUCAGUAGUGCCUAUUUACUUAUACAUUAUAUGUCACCUCAACCUAUGGACUACUUGAGAAGACGAUGGAACUGGAUUGCUUACUUCUGGAAUACAGGGCAUGUUUCACUGCAAAUUCCAUGGAGUCAUUAG